GAGGCGGUGGCUGCAACGACGGCGGCGGUGGUUGAAAAAGUGGAGGAGGAGGAGGAAGGAGGCAGGAAUAACGGCGAAAAAUAAUUUUAAAUAGAGGGGAAAUAAGGGGAUAAAUUCAGAGAAAUUGAAGGAGAUAUCAAACGCGUUAAGGAUGGCGGACACAAACGAACAGCAAGCGUUGUCCGAGCCACAUACGAACGGAGUAAUGGACGGAUUGACGGAAGAAGAGAAAAGUAAAAUGAGGCCUGCCGAUAUCGACGCGGAUAUGAGGGAAAUGGAAAGGAGAAAGAGAGUCGAGAUGAUGAUGAAUUCACGACUGUUCCGGGAGGAAUUAGAACGAAUUAUUGAGACUCAAAUGAAAGACGGUGCUGGGCCAUCCGGCCUAUUGCAACAAAUCUCGGACAUGAUGGGUGCGCAAGGUGCUCGGUUCAACGCAAACGUGUUCAAAAAUUCAAAUUGUGUAUUACCUAUCAACGAUAUACGCGGUGUUGAAAGUAUGGGUUACGCGAAGGGAGAGAAAUUGUUGCGCUGUAAGUUGGCGGCAAUGUUCAGAUUGUUGGAUCUUUAUGGUUGGACGCAGAGUGUCGGUGGACAAAUCACAGCCCGUUUGAACCACGAUGAAGAACACUUUUUAAUUAAUCCUUAUGGAUUGCUCUACCAUGAGGUCACUGCCUCGAGUUUGGUGAAAGUUGAUAUGCAAGGGACGAUCGUGGAGCAGGGAACAACCAAUUUCGGCGUUCACGUGACAGGAUUUCAAUUACAUUCAACAAUCCACGCUGCGAGACCUGACAUCAAGUGCAUCGUUCAUAUCACCACUCCGUCCGUUACUGCUAUCUCGUCGCUAAAAUGCGGAUUGCUACCAAUCGGACAAGAGAGUAUAGUGAUAGGGGAGGUUAGCACGCAUCAAUACAUAGGUGGUAACUUCGAACCGGAGGAGAAAGAAAAAAUAGCUAGAAAUCUUGGCCCUGUGAAUAAAGUGAUGUUGUUGACGAAUCGCGGUGCUCUCUGUUGCGGGGAGACCGUCGAGGAAGCCUUUUACAACGUUUACAAUAUGGUAAUGGCCUGCGAGACGCAACUGAAAAUGAUGCCCGCCGGCCUUGAGAAUUUGAACCUAAUCUCCGAGGAAUCGAAGAAAGCAAUAUUCGAGGCCUCGAGGAAACCACCAACGCCGCAUCAAAUAACUCAGAUCUCCGAAAGCACGGUUCUUGCUGAAAAACUUGAAAAGCGUUGGCGAAUCGGCGGAAUUGAAUUCGAGGCGCUCAUGCGGAUGCUGGAUAACGCGGGAUUCCGUACGGGUUACAUAUACAGGAAUCCAUUGGUGAAAGGGGAUCCUCCGCGACCUCGGAAUGACGUAGAAGUACCACCAGCAGUUUCAUCUUUGGGAUAUCUACUUGAGGAAGAGGAACUAUAUAAACAAGGACUCUGGAAAGGUGGUCGCAAAGGCACUGAUAGAUCACGUUGGUUGAACUCGCCCAAUGUGUAUCAGAAGGUUGAAAUACUUGAGACGGGAACUCCUGAUCCAAAAAAAAUAACAAAGUGGGUGUCUGACGGCUCUCCGACCCAUAGCAGUACACCGGUGAAGAUCGAUGGUGCUCUUCAAUUCGUACCGAAAAAUACCAAUCCAAAGGAGUUUAAGCAAAUACAGCAACAGAUCAAAGAUUACCGUAGGGCAGACAAAAUAUCAGCUGGACCGCAAUCUCACAUAUUGGAAGGUGUUACGUGGGAAGAAGCUAAGAAAAUGCAGGAUGCUACCAUCAGUGGAACUGGAGAGCAAGUAGUUUUGGUAGGAGCGGCCAGCAAAGGUAUUAUUCAACGUGGCUUUCAGCAUAAUGCGAUGGUCUACAAGACUCCGUACGCCAAAAAUCCAUUUGAUGCCGUCACCGAUCAAGAACUCGAUCAGUACAAGAAAGAAGUGGAACGUAAACAGAAGGGAGAUCCAUAUGACGAAUCGCAGUCUGAAUCGGAAGCACUGUCCUCUUUCAACGCCAGCCGUGCAACACACGAAUCUAGCACUGCCAAAAGUCCGAUUCAGUCACCGGUAUCGAUAACUUCGGAAACAGAAGAAGAAAGCAGAGACGAACCUCGAGUACUGCGAAUAGAAACGAAACAAGUGCCUGCACCGAGUCAACCCGAGGUUGUAUUGAGCGAUGGAGAAAAUACCGUAAAUGGCGAUCACUCAGAUGCACAUCACAGUACAUUUUCUCAAAGUAGCAAAGAGGGUUCCGUGUCGCAGGAUGUGAGCGUUAGCGAGGAAUCGCCAAAGAAGGAAAAGAAGAAGAAAAAAGGCCUUAGGACACCGUCAUUCCUAAAGAAGAAGAAGGAAAAGAAGAAGCCAGUCGAGGCGUAGGUAGUCCUAACUUUGACACUGCCACGAGUAAAAGCUUAUCGCAAAUAAAUAAAAACGAA
Colletes gigas is the source of this 2406-nucleotide messenger RNA. It is a transcript of the gene hts, whose product is annotated as protein hu-li tai shao. Lineage: Eukaryota; Metazoa; Arthropoda; Insecta; Hymenoptera; Colletidae. Gene Ontology annotation, cellular component: cytoskeleton; postsynaptic density; plasma membrane. Bases 152 to 2347 code for a protein of 731 amino acids. Gene Ontology annotation, molecular function: actin filament binding. The transcript has 14 exons. The record is from RefSeq and is a predicted model, not a curated record.